Molecule: messenger RNA, 2141 nt
Organism: Chrysoperla carnea
Lineage: Eukaryota; Metazoa; Arthropoda; Insecta; Neuroptera; Chrysopidae
Exons: 1
Coding region: 112-1827 (571 amino acids)
Source: RefSeq, a predicted model, not a curated record
GUUUGUUAUAAAUUUUAAUGUAACAUUAAUUGAUUCAAGACAUUUGUGUUUGAAAAGACUCAAGUGCGAAAAGUGUUUUUUUUAUUUUUAUUAUUGUUUUUUUUUGUAACAAUGCCGGCGUGUACUAGUGAAAGUUUAACAAAACUCUGGAAUGGUAGUAGUGAUUCAGCAAAUAGUACAUCUCCUUCAUCGCCUGUUUCAACGUCACCCCCAGUAAAAUCACCAGUGAAUACAUUACGUCGGCCGAACAAAGUUUUACGUCGUACACAAUCGACAUCAUCGACAAAUUCGUUUGUUACGGAACCAUUUAUAAUACAAUCUGAUCGACGACAAAUUUUAGCCGCAUCUUCUCAAACUUCAAUUACAUUAAAUAAUGAAGUUGAAGAAGAGAAAAAUUCGUUACUCGUAAAAAUAAUUGGAUGGUAUCCAUUACUUUUACUACGAAUCCUUCGAGUAUUAUUAGUAACGAUUUCUGAUAUAACAAUUGCGAAAAUUUUAUUUACAUUACCAACAUUAUGGAUAACGGCAUGGAUUUGGAUUAUCUGGAAAAUUAUCCAAUUUCCAUUGUUAAUAUUUAAAUGGAUUCUAACAAUCUUUCAUACACCAUUAUCCGAACAAUUUCGAAAGAAACGUACGGUUUUAAUCAGCGGAGGAAGUACAAUACAAGCAUUACAUUUGGCAAGAAAUUUUUAUUCGGCUGGUGUUCGAGUGAUUGUUGUCGAAGUGGAUGGAGUUUUUAGUUUUACAAAAUUCUCCACGGCUGUUAAUCGUUUUUAUACAAUUCCACGUCCAACAGCGGAUAAUCCACAUAGUUAUAUUAAAGCGUUAUGUGAGAUUGUUGAAGCGGAAAAUAUUGCUUUCUAUGUGCCCGUAUGUUCGACAACACCAGCAUACUAUGAUGCAUUAGCGAAACCACAUUUGGAGUUACUUGGAUGUACAUGUUUUGGUCCAGGUCUUAAAGAGGUCUACAUGUUAGAUGAUACUCUGGAAGUUAUGCGCCGUUGUAACAAUAAUUCUAUACCAACUCCAUCAUACUAUCAAGUGUCGUCAAAAGAAGAAGUUUUUCGUCUCUACGAUUCAGGUACCUUUCGAACUGGUCAUUUCAUUAUGUAUACAGCUGGACCAAAUGCGGUACGAGAACGUGCGAAAUAUGUGUUGCCAAUCAGUAAGAAUGAUUUUAAAUUACCAUACGAGAUAAGCGAAAGUAAACCUUGGAUUAUUAUCCAUAAUGUACCCGGUGAAUAUUUUAUAACUUGUACAACAAUCAAAGAAUCCCAAGUCAUUGCAAAUGUUACAUGUCGAGUUGAUAAACAUAAUAAUGGUUUAGUACCCACGGAGAAUCAAGAAAUUACGAAAUGGUUGGUGAAUUAUUUUAAAAAUCUUCGUAUGUUACGACCCAUUUCUGGUCAUAUAAGUUUUCGAUUUGUGGUAACUGAAAUCACCAAUCAAAUCUUACCAUUAGGUUGUCGAAUCGGCGUUUCAUUACCAUAUAUAUGCCACACAAGUGUACAUCCACGCGUUCUAUGGAAACCAUGUAAACACUUUAGUCGACAAUCUUCUGGUCCGUUAGUUGUAAAAUCUGGACGGUAUUGGAUGCCAGAAACUAUUUUAAAUACAUUACGUCAUCCAAGUGUGGAAACUGUUGGUCGAUUAAUUAAUACCGUGCUCGAUAAACGGGAAGCGUUGUUUGUUUUCUGGGAUCCAUUACCGUAUUGCGCCUAUUAUCAUAUACAAUUACCAUUUAAAAAUAUUCUUGGAUUUGUUCAAAGGCGACGAGCGGGGGGUAAUCAUUUAUUUAGUAGAACGAUAGCGGCACCAGUUCAUUAAAGUUUAUGUUUACAAAUCAAGUUCCUAUCAAUUUAAAUUAAAAUGGCUGUUUUCCAGUUUUGAUUCGUUGUUGUUGGACUUUGGGAUCAUAUCACAAAAUGUACACAUCUCAUGUACAAAUCUGUGUUUUAUUGUGUGUGAUAUUAGAGAUAGAACUUUCGAUCCGAAUAAGUUGUUGGUUUAUAAAGGUCGUUUAUCUGUUUCGUGUAAAUUGGUAAAUACCUUUUUGGAUAGAAUUAUAUUGUUGAUUGUUUAGGAGAGGGAAUACAAAGACUUGUAAUUGAAAUAAAUACUUUUUAUUUGAAUGAACUCAA